AUGGCACCUUCACGCCCAGUGGCGAAAUCUCGCAUUUCCUUCACUCAUGUCCUCCUCGUCCGCCUCGUUAACGCACUAAGCAUCGCCACUUUCUUCCAACCCGACGAGUAUUUCCAGUCGCUCGAGCCGGCAUGGAAUCUUGCUUUUGGCUCCGAAAGCGGCGCCUGGCUCACUUGGGAAUGGCACUACCAACUGCGUUCCUCGCUGCAUCCCAUGCUCUUUGCCAUUCCGUAUUGGCUGGUUCAUCACGCAGCACAGCUUCUGGAACCAUUGGGGUUUCCUAUCACCUUGCGCUCGAACAUGCUCAUUGCCUCUCCGGCUAUUUUGCAGGGGGUCAUCGCUGCAUUAGGGGACUGGUACACCUUCAAGCUCGCUUCAAACAUAUACGGCCAGGACAGCCUGAAUGCCAACGUCGCAUGGUACUGCGCAUCGCGCACCUUUUCCAAUUCUCUGGAAACCACCCUCACCAUCAUGGCACUCAGCUAUUGGCCGUGGCCACUUCUAGGCGCUGCCACAACGACAAAGGAGAACCCAAAGCUUGCUGAUCCGCUCAAACAAACCGGAACCCUCGGCCGCCUCCGCGUCUGUCUAUGCCUGGCUGCACUAGCCAUUGUGCUACGGCCAACUAAUCUGCUCAUAUGGCUCACCAUCGCAGGCCUCACCGUAACGCGCCUGUCAUUUCGCGGCGCUUCACCAUUCGGCAUAUCCACAAUUGCCGUGCUUGUACGCGAGGCAAUUCUAUGCGGCACCUUCAUCUUGAGUCUGUCAUUGGUAGCCGAUCGGGUCUACUUUGGAUUCUGGACGCUGCCAGCACAAAACUGGCUCUACUUCAACAUUACCAAGUCACUUGCCGUUUUCUAUGGUCAGAACCCAUGGCAUUACUAUCUUCUUCAGGGCAUCCCCCUACUCUGUACCACGAUAUUACCAUUUGUUUUGCCUGCCCUCCUUCGACCCCAGACAAACGGCACCGCGGAGCUCGAAAACACGCACCGUGCGCUAGCUGCAGCCGUCAUUGUCACGGUCACGACACUGUCGCUCAUCUCGCACAAAGAGGUCCGCUUCAUCUACCCUCUGCUGCCCAUUUUCUCCAUCCUAGCGACUCCUCGUGUCACGUCAUUUUUCACAUCAGCCCCACAAUCAACCACGGCCACGCAGACAACCUCCAGGCGCCAGGUCCGCAACAAGAGGUACCUCAUGGCGGGCCUCGCUUUGAAUGGCUUGCUGGCUGGUUACCUCUCCUACUUCCACCAAGGUGCUCCCAUUCAAGUACUCUCGUUUCUCCGCGAGGACUUCGAGCGCAUCCAUGCCACCUCCGGGGUGUCGCAGUCCCACGAAAAGAAAGAGCUGUUUGCCCUCUUUCUGAUGCCAUGCCACUCUACACCGUGGCGUUCACACCUGGUGCAUCCGGAUCUGCACGUGUACGCGCUGAGUUGCGAUCCGCCGCUGAACACAAGCCCCAAUACCGUUGAGAGAGAAACAUACCGCGACGAGGCGGACCGCUUCUAUGACGACCCCGUUGGCUUCUUGAGCCGCGAGCUGUUCUCAGCUACGCCUCAGCUACCGCCGUCAUCUGUUCCUGGGGGUCGUAGCCCGGCGGCGGUGCCUGGCCUUCUGAACCCACCGCGGUACAUUGUCGGCUUUGAAGGUGCAGAAGAGUACCUGGCGCAAUUUCUCACCACGACCGAGGAGGGAAAGGGAAUGGGUCUGAGGCUGCGACCCGUGUGGAGAGGCUUUAACGGGCUGUUUCAUGAGGAUUGGCGCCGCGCCGGAAAUAUUGUAGUCUGGGACACUGGUGUUUUUCAGAAUGCACCUCCUCGUAGGAAUCAAUCGUCGAAGGCUUCUGUGCUUCAUACCCACCCACGUGCAGCUCGGGCCUGCCAGAUGGCCAAGGUAGUCCUGGUUCAGCAAACAAACGUCCACAGCAAUGCGCAUAGUGUCGACAGAGAACAUAGCCCAUGGAAGACCGCAGGCCAGCCGCUCGUUUCCGCGUUUGGUUGGCUCCCCAGCGCCGCCAAGGCGCCCACAUAUAGCCAGACCACGGUGAAAAAGUACAUUAGGAAGCGGACUAUUCAUCGCAGAAAAAGAAUUAGCUAUCUUCGUGUUUCAAAGGCUGCGUACAAUCGAGAAAACCCCUGCUGA
Cordyceps militaris CM01 is the source of this 2139-nucleotide messenger RNA. Its product is annotated as Alg9-like mannosyltransferase. The transcript has 4 exons. Bases 1 to 2139 code for a protein of 712 amino acids. Gene Ontology annotation, cellular component: endoplasmic reticulum membrane. The record is from RefSeq and is a predicted model, not a curated record. Gene Ontology annotation, biological process: GPI anchor biosynthetic process. Gene Ontology annotation, molecular function: alpha-1,2-mannosyltransferase activity. NCBI's taxonomy places the organism in Eukaryota, Fungi, Ascomycota, Sordariomycetes, Hypocreales, Cordycipitaceae.